Emiliania huxleyi CCMP1516 is the source of this 832-nucleotide messenger RNA. RefSeq names its product phosphoglycerate kinase. Gene Ontology annotation, cellular component: cytosol. Gene Ontology annotation, molecular function: ADP binding; ATP binding; phosphoglycerate kinase activity. NCBI's taxonomy places the organism in Eukaryota, Haptophyta, Isochrysidales, Noelaerhabdaceae. Gene Ontology annotation, biological process: gluconeogenesis; glycolytic process. The transcript has 5 exons. The annotation marks the transcript as partial. The record is from RefSeq and is a predicted model, not a curated record.
AGCGAAUCCAACACACCGAGAAACAAUGGUCGCCAAGACUGCCACGCUCGCUCUCGCUCUCUUCGGCGGCGCCGAGGCGCUCACCAUCGGCGCGGCGCCGAUGCGCUCGAUCUCGCGCUCGUGCAACAUCGAGAUGGCCAAGAAGUCGGUGGGCGACCUGUCCGAGGCUGACCUGAAGGGCAAGAAGGUGCUCGUCCGCUGCGAUCUCAACGUCCCGCUCGACGGCAAGACCAUCACCGACGACACCCGCAUCCGCGCGUCGGUGCCGACCGUCAAGUACCUCGUCGAGAAGGGCGCAAAGGUGCUGCUCUCGUCGCACCUGGGCCGGCCCAAGUCGGGCCCGGAGGACAAGUUCUCGCUCGGCCCCGUCGCGCCGCGCCUCUCUGAGCUGCUCGGCAAGGACGUCGUCAUGGCCCCCGACUGCAUCGGCGACGGCGUCAAGGAGUGCGUCGACAAGAUGGGCGACGGCGACGUCCUCCUGCUCGAGAACACACGCUUCUACAAGGAGGAGGAGAAGAAUGUGCCCGAGUUCGCCGAGAAGCUCGCCGCCAACGCCGACCUGUUUGUCAACGACGCGUUUGGCACGGCGCACCGCGCGCACGGCUCGACGGAGGGCGUGACGAAGUACCUCUCGCCCUCGGUGGCCGGCUUCCUGCUGCAGAAGGAGCUCGACUACCUGGACGGCGCCGUCUCGGAGCCAAAGCGGCCCUUCGCCGCCAUCGUCGGUGGCUCAAAGGUGUCGUCAAAGAUUGGCGUCAUCGAGUCGCUGAUGGAGAAGGUUGACAAGAUCGUCAUCGGCGGCGGCAUGGUCUUCACCUUCCUCAAGGCGCGG